CUAUUUCUACCAAUUUAAACCUAACCAUAUUACUAACCUUAUGCCUAACCCGAACAUUAAAUUAAGACCAAAAAAUCGUAUUUAUGUUUUUAGACAUUUUUACGAUAUAGACCAUUUUGACGUUGACGCUGUGGUAACCCACUCGCCGUGUCAUCAUCAUUUCAUUUCACUAGGAGAUCUUAGCGCUGCUACAUCAUCUUGAGACAACUGCGAAACGAAGGAAAUCCAUCUCAGUCAAGAACCGAGUAAAGGAGGCGCCGAAAGCUAGAUUCCUGAACCUGUAUUUCUCUAUUGCUGGGGCAAAUAAACGGUUCAGAAAUGGUCUUGUGGUGAGGUGUUGCUGGCAUAAGGCUGUGAGGAGGAGCAACUGACAACAGAGCCAAACUUACUGACACGCACUCACCAGCCUCCCAUGGACGGCACACUCUGAGACAACACUUGAGAGGAGAGAAACAACAGGAGUGGGAGCAGAGGGAGAAGAAGGAGCUGAGGAGAGCAGGAGGGACGUGACGAUGUCGUCCAACAGGGGCCAGAACCCACAUGGGUUGAAGCAGAUCGGGCUGGACCAGAUCUGGGACGACCUGAGGGCUGGCAUCCACCAGGUGUACACACGGCAGAGCAUGGCAAAGUCACGCUACAUGGAGCUCUACACCCAUGUGUAUAACUACUGUACCAGCGUGCACCAGUCCAGUCAAGGCCGGGGAUCUGCCGUCCCCAACAAGCCCUCCAAGAAGAGCAGUACUCCUGGGGGGGCCCAAUUCGUAGGCCUGGAACUCUACAAGAGACUCAAGGAGUUCCUCAAAAACUACCUGACCAGUCUGCUCAUGGAUGGUGAGGACCUGAUGGAUGAGUGUGUGUUGAAGUUCUACACACAGCAGUGGGAGGACUACCGGUUCUCCAGUAAGGUGCUGAAUGGGAUCUGUGCUUACCUCAACAGGCACUGGGUCAGACGUGAAUGUGACGAGGGGCGCAAGGGCAUCUACGAGAUCUACUCGUUGGCGUUGGUAACGUGGAGGGAGUGUCUAUUCAGACCCCUAAAUAAACAGGUAACGAAUGCGGUCCUGAAGCUGAUCGAGAAGGAGAGAAAUGGAGAGACCAUCAACACCAGACUCAUCAGUGGUGUGGUGCAGUCCUACGUGGAGCUGGGGCUGAAUGAGGAGGAUGCGUUUGCUAAGGGUCCUACGCUGUCGGUGUAUAAAGAAUACUUUGAGUGCCAGUUCCUCACGGACACCGAACGCUUCUACACACGAGAGAGCACAGAGUUCCUCCAACAGAACCCUGUUACUGAGUACAUGAAGAAGGCUGAGGCCCGUCUGCUAGAGGAACAGAGGCGUGUGCAGGUGUACCUCCAUGAGUCCACUCAGGAUGAGCUGGCCAGGCGGUGUGAACAGGUGCUCAUAGAGAAACACCUGGAGAUCUUCCACACAGAGUUCCAGAAUCUACUGGAUGCUGACAAGAACCAAGAUCUAGGUCGGAUGUAUAACUUGGUGUCUCGUAUAACGGAUGGCCUAGGAGAGCUAAAGAAACUCCUAGAAACACACAUCCACAACCAGGGCCUGGCCGCUAUAGAGAAAUGUGGAGAGGCCGCUCUCAACGACCCUAAGGUGUAUGUCCAGACCACACUGAAUGUCCAUAAGAAGUACAACGCUCUGGUCAUGUCUGCCUUCAACAACGACGCUGGCUUCGUAGCUGCUCUAGACAAGGCGUGUGGUCGUUUCAUCAACAACAACACGGUCACUAAGAUGGCCCAGUCCUCCAGCAAAUCACCUGAACUACUGGCUAGAUACUGUGACUCUCUGCUCAAGAAGAGUUCUAAGAACCCAGAAGAGGCAGAGUUGGAGGACACACUCAACCAAGUGAUGGUGGUGUUUAAGUAUAUAGAGGACAAGGAUGUGUUCCAGAAGUUCUAUGCUAAGAUGCUGGCUAAACGCCUCGUCCACCAGAACAGUGCUAGCGACGAUGCAGAGGCUAGCAUGAUCUCCAAACUCAAGCAAGCGUGUGGCUUUGAGUACACAUCUAAACUACAGAGGAUGUUCCAGGACAUCGGAGUCAGCAAAGACCUCAACGAACAGUUCAAGAAACACCUGACCAACUCUGAACCUCUCGACUUGGACUUCAGUAUCCAAGUGUUGAGUUCCGGGUCCUGGCCGUUCCAGCAAUCAUGCACCUUCGCUCUGCCCUCCGAGUUGGAGCGUAGCUACCAGCGGUUCACAGCAUUCUACGGCAGCAGACACAGCGGUCGGAAACUCACCUGGCUCUACCACCUGUCUAAAGGAGAGCUGGUCACAAACUGCUUUAAAAACAGGUACACUCUGCAGGCCUCUACCUUCCAGAUGGCUAUCCUGCUGCAGUACAACACAGAGGACCUGUACUCCGUACAACAACUCACUGACAGCACACAGAUCAAAACCGACAUUCUGGUUCAAGUGUUGCAGAUCUUGUUGAAAUCCAAAUUGCUGGUCCUGGAGGAUGAGAAUGCUAACAUAGACGAAGUGGAGUUCAAACCAGAAACCCUGAUCAAACUCUUCCUGGGAUACAAGAAUAAGAAGCUGCGUGUGAACAUUAACGUUCCUAUGAAGACUGAACAGAAACAGGAGCAGGAGACCACACACAAGAACAUAGAGGAGGACCGCAAGCUCCUCAUACAGGCUGCCAUAGUGAGGAUAAUGAAGAUGAGGAAGGUUCUGAAACACCAGCAGCUCCUGGCUGAAGUCCUAAACCAGCUCUCGUCCCGCUUCAAACCCAGAGUCCCAGUCAUUAAGAAGUGUAUAGACAUCCUGAUAGAGAAGGAGUAUCUGGAGAGAGUGGAUGGAGAGAAAGACACGUACAGCUACCUGGCUUAACCCGCUCCCUUCCCUCUUAUUUUUGUCUUUUUUUUUUAUGUCCGAGUAAUAAAGUGUGGUUCUUCUGACUGGCA
Messenger RNA from Oncorhynchus gorbuscha (pink salmon), 2917 nucleotides. RefSeq names its product cullin 1b (gene cul1b). Gene Ontology annotation, biological process: protein ubiquitination; SCF-dependent proteasomal ubiquitin-dependent protein catabolic process. The coding region runs from base 513 to 2843 and encodes 776 amino acids. The record is from RefSeq and is a predicted model, not a curated record. Gene Ontology annotation, cellular component: SCF ubiquitin ligase complex. Gene Ontology annotation, molecular function: ubiquitin protein ligase binding. NCBI's taxonomy places the organism in Eukaryota, Metazoa, Chordata, Actinopteri, Salmoniformes, Salmonidae. The transcript is spliced from 22 exons.